CAUAAAAGAGCAUCGAAGAGCUUGUCAUGUUAUUCACCACCUGACUGACCAAACAUGCAGCUGAACAUCUUCACCGUUCUCAUUUUCGCUCUUUUUGCUGAAGGACACUCGCUCAAAUGUUAUCAGUGCACAGGUCUGCUGGGUCCUUGUGAGAAGAAAGAGACGACGUGUCCCUCUGGAGAUGCUGUAUGUGCAAGUCAAAUGACGGUACAAUUCAACGGAGCCGCUUCAACAAACAUACCGAUAAAAAGCUGUCUAGAGCCAAAGAUGUGUUUUGAUGGAUCUGUCAACUACGGCAUUAUAAGAACAACAACAACUACACAGUGCUGUAACACAGACCUCUGUAAUAGCAGAGAUGUUUCAGAUUCCAGCUCUAACAACCUGAAUGGAAAACAAUGUUAUUACUGUGAAAAGGACAGUUGCUUUAAUAAAUUAAGCUGCUUAGGAUCUGAAGACCACUGCAUUAAAACAAAAGUAAAUUCUGAAUCAUUGUCAGUGACUAUUAAGGGAUGUGCAUCUAAAUCCAUGUGUGAUGCCGCAUCACAAAUGUCUCAAGUUUAUGCAGACGUCUCAUGCUGUGAGGGGAAUCUGUGUAACAGCGCUAAGAGCAUCACUCAGAACCUCCUCAUUCUCCUCUCUGGGCCGUUCCUCUCCUACAUCACUUUUCACUGAAUUCAGCAGAACAUCACACUCGCCGAAUGCGACACAUUUAUACUUUGUGGUAGGACUUAUAAAAAAAUUUGAAACAAUUUCCGUUGUUUGGAUUUAGUAAACUACACUGAUCUGCACAAAUAAAAGCAAAUAAUAAAAUGACAUCAAAUGAAAUACAUGAUCGAUGAGAUAACAAAAUAUUUUCCUUUUCGUGUUGACAUAACAACUUGUGUACAAGAAGAUAGAAUACUAUUCAAAUUCAACGGCAGGAGUUAGAAAGAGUCUAGGCGAGUUUGAGAAUUGAAAUGAACAGGUAGCGUGACAUGCCCUUAUCCACAAAAACCACAAUGAGAUCAAAUGAAGAAAACAUGAACCAGAUUAGAGUAAACAAAGGUUCACAAUAAUUAACAUGAUCAGUGUGUUUAUGUGUUAUAUGUCUGCUUAUUAGUCAAAUUUUUAGGAAACAUCUAGUGAUAGAGAGUGAAAAAGCCUAAAAUCAUCCAGAUAAACAGAUGUCAGCAGGGCAUUAUUGUCAAAACCAUGUUCUCGGUGUUUAAUGUUUAAUGUUUUUUUAGGUUUCAUUUUCUAUGAAAGUGCCACCCUAGACUUGUCUUCUUCACCAAUUCAUGCAAAUCUUUGAGGUGUGUUAGGCAAAGAUGAUAAAACAAAUUCAACAAUUUUGACCAAAGUGAUGUGUAGUAUAAACAAACACCAGCAAGAACAUUACUUUAGUUCACUAAAACUAUUUGAAGGUUUGUUAAUUGAAAUUAAAUAAAUGGGAAAAAACUUAAGCUAAAUGAAAAUGUCAGCAGGGGUUUAUUGUCAAAACCAUUUCCAUUUCAGUUUUUAGGUUUUGCUUCCUCUGAAAAGUGCCCUACCUUGUUAGUUUCUUUACAGACACAGCAAUUCAUACUAACCUUGUGGUGUGUUAGGCAAUGGUGCUCACUCUCAAGACCACUCACAAGACUACUCUCUUUAAUUAUACAUAUGUUUUCAGUGGUGUGUGUCACUAAAUCCGUAAACAACCAAACAGACACAUAGGUAGACAUUUCUGUGCAAUGUAGAAGUAUACAGUUAAUGAAAUAAAGAAUGCACCGCACGCGCCAGUGCUCCUGGCAGCGAUGUAUCUGACUGCGGAGGAGGUUACAUUCCCCCGUUAAAAUAUAUAGUGAGAGAGGCACGUUUUGCACUUUAAUGUGUUAAAAAAUUGCACUUUGUUUGAACUGUUCGUAAAAAUGUUAACAUAAAAGACGGUGAAGUUAUGGUUUAUAUGUUGUAUUGAUAGUCCCAUUUUCAUUUGUCUUCCCCAUUGUGGGUGUUUCAGUUUUUUUUGUAAUAAAGUCUUCUGUUUCCUG
Molecule: messenger RNA, 2006 nt
Organism: Triplophysa dalaica
Lineage: Eukaryota; Metazoa; Chordata; Actinopteri; Cypriniformes; Nemacheilidae
Product: urokinase plasminogen activator surface receptor-like
Exons: 5
Coding region: 55-672 (205 amino acids)
Source: RefSeq, a predicted model, not a curated record